AUGCCGUACGAGGUUCUUGUUGGAGGCUCGUGCUACACGCCUUCGGAUGCCCAGAAGCUGCGCGAGCUCAUCAACAAGUCCAGCCCCUCCAAGGUCAAGGACAUCCAGGGCCAAUGGAUCUACUAUGUGAACCUGCAGGUGUCGUCUCACGAUACUCUGGAGCAGGUUGAGGAGCUGCUGCAGGAUGUUCGCGGCUGGGGGCUUGGUUCCGAGGGUCCCGGAAACGCCCUGACGAUAUACGCAACGCCUCGCUACAUUUCGCCAUGGAGCUCCAAGGCCACCAGCAUUGCCCACGUCUGUGGCCUGAGGGAGCGAGUCUUGCGCAUUGAGCGAGGCCGUCGCAUCUCUAUCCAGUUUGAGGAGCCCUUGUCCGAGGGCCAGGAUGCCACGUUCCGCGAUGUGCUCUACGACCGCAUGACGGAGCUGUGGACUGCUGAGCCGCCGUCUUUGGUGCAGAUGUUCGAGUCCAAGGCACCUUCUUCUCUGGUUGCUGUCGACAUUUUCGCGGACAAGGAGGACCCUCUUCGAAUUCUCAGGGAGUACAAUGUCAAGAAGGGCCUCAGUCUUGACGAAUCCGAGAUGCAGUACCUCGUUGACGUGUUCACCAAACUUGGGCGCCCGCCCCAUGAUGUGGAGCUCUUCAUGUUUGCCCAGGUCAACUCAGAACACUGCCGACACAAAGUCUUCAACUCGGCGUGGACCAUUGAUGGCGUCCCUCAGGACAAGAGUCUUUUUGAGAUGAUCAAGACGACCCACAAGACCACGCCUGACUUUACUGUCUCAGCUUACAGCGAUAAUGCGGCGGUCCUUGAAGGCGACAACGCCAACGUUUGGGCUCCUGAUUAUUCUACUGGCUCCUGGAAGCUCACUCCAGAAGUCGUCCACAUUCUCACCAAGGUUGAGACUCACAACCACCCCACUGCCAUCUCGCCCUUCCCCGGCGCAGCUACCGGUUCAGGUGGAGAGAUUCGAGAUGAAGGUGCCGUUGGACGAGGUUCUACGACAAAGGCUGGCUUGAGCGGCUUCUGGGUCUCAGACCUGCUCAUCCCCGACAACCACGCCCCUUGGGAGAGUGACAUUGGCCGACCUCGCCACUAUGCUAGCAGUCUCGACAUUAUGCUCGAGGCACCUAUUGGUAGUGCCCGGUUCAACAACGAAUUCGGACGUCCGGCUCUUGCAGGUGUUUUUAGAACUCUCCUGACACCCGAGGAAUCCAAGGAAGACUCCGACGUCUCAAGCGUUGCCAACUGGCGCGGCUACCACAAGCCUAUUAUGAUUGCUGGUGGUCUCGGAUCUGUACGACCUCAGCACGCCCUCAAAGAGGAGCGAUAUGUCCAGGAAGGUGCCCACGUUAUUGUCCUCGGAGGUCCUGCGAUGCUCAUCGGUCUCGGCGGCGGUGCUGCCUCCAGCAGUGCCGGUGGAGAGCAAAGCGCCGAUCUCGACUUUGACAGUGUUCAGCGCGGUAAUCCUGAGAUGGAACGACGCGCUCAAAUGGUUAUCAACACUUGCACUGCCUUGGGUGAACACAACCCGAUUGCCAUGAUUCACGAUGUUGGUGCUGGUGGAUUGUCCAAUGCCCUCCCCGAGUUGGUCAAGGACGCUGGAUUCGGAGGAAAUUUUGAGCUUCGCCAGGUGGAAAGCAUGGACCGAAGCAUGAGCCCAUUGGAGAUUUGGUGCAACGAAGCCCAAGAGCGAUACGUUCUCCUGAUCAACGCCGACAGCAUGAACCGUUUCACAAGCAUCUGCCGCAGAGAACGAUGCGGAUUUUCAGACGUCGGAACCGUUAUUUCCAAGAACGAGCACGGAGCUACCAGCCUGAUCCUCACAGACAGAGAGUCCAAGGAGUACCCCCGGCCCAUCGAUCUCCCCAUGGACGCCCUUUUCCCUCCCAAGCGCUUGCUUCAGCGGGAUGUUGCUUCCAAGAAGCCCACUCUGCUCCCAUUCAACGCCUUUUCCAGCCUCCAGAAGGCCGUUGAGCGUGUUUUCUUGAUGCCAUCAGUUGGUUCCAAGUCAUUCUUGAUUACCAUUGGCGAUCGAAGCGUCGGUGGUCUCACCGUGCGUGAUCAGAUGGUUGGACCAUGGCAGACACCGGUUGCCGACGUUGCGGUAACAGCUACGUCGUUCCAUAUCGGUACCAAGCAGAAGACGGGUGAGGCCAUGGCUAUGGGUGAGAAACCUACUCUCGCCAUGAUUGACCCAGCAGCCUCUGCCAGAAUGGCCAUCGCCGAAAGUUUGAUGAACAUCGGUGCCGCUGAUGUCACAGAAGAUCUGCGUCGCGUCAAGCUUUCUGCCAACUGGAUGGCCGCCGUGAACCACGCUGGUGAGGGAGCAGCAUUGUAUGAAGCCGUCCGAGCGGCCAUGGAGAUGUGCACCAGGCUCCGAGUCAGUAUCCCCGUCGGCAAGGACUCGACAUCGAUGAAGGCAUCAUGGAAGAAUGAGGAGGACUCAAAGAACGUCACGGCACCAGUUUCUGUCGUCAUUUCUGCCUUCUCGGCAGUUCGUGAUAUUCGCAGCACUUGGACUCCCCAGCUCCGUCGCGUCGAGGACGUGGGCGAGACUAGUCUCAUGUUCGUCGACCUUGCAGAGGGACGAAGAGCCAUGGGCGGUUCCGCACUCGCUCAGUCUCUUGGUGCCGUUGGCGACAAGGCACCCGACAUGAAGAACUUUGACCUCAUCACAGACUACUUUGAUGCCUUGUCCCAGCUUCACCGAAGCGGCGUUGUCCUGGCUUACCACGACAGAUCUGACGGUGGUCUCAUCACCACCGUUGCUGAGAUGAUGUUCGCUGGCCGCUGUGGCGUUGACAUGAUGCUGGAUGGCAUUUCCAAGUCGGGCAAGCCCGAGGAUAUCAUCGAUGCCAUGUUCAACGAAGAGCUUGGUGCUGUGUUCCAGAUCCGCACCGAGGAUGAGAUCAACUUCAAGCGAUGCUUCGCUACCUGCGGACCUCCACCCGGCCUGAUUCGCAAGUUUGGUGUUGUCCGAUCGACCUCGAAGCAGAGCCUAAACAUUCGCCACGCAGGCAUGACCUUUGCCACCCUGGACCGAACCGAGAUGCAGCAGUGGUGGUCCAAGACGUCGUACGAGAUGCAAAAGAUCCGAGACAACUCUGCCUGUGCCGAGUCCGAGUUUGGUACCAUUUCCGAUUCUGCGGACCCGGGCAUCACCUAUAAGCUGUCAUAUUCGCCUGCUGAAAACAUUCUCCCCAUCACCUCGUCCAUCACUGGCUUCUUUGGAAGAAUCCCUCGUGUUGCCAUUCUCAGAGAACAGGGUGUCAACGGCCACGCCGAACUGGCUUAUGCCUUCAAGGCUGCCGGCUUCGAGCCCAUUGAUGUCCACAUGACGGAUGUCCUUGACGGACGCUCUCUCGCCGACUUCACCGGUCUGGCUUGCCCCGGAGGCUUCUCGUACGGUGACGUGCUCGGCGCCGGCCAGGGCUGGGCCAAGUCGAUCCUCAUGCACGACAACACGCGCAGGGAAUUCUCCGCCUUCUUCAAGCGCCCGGACACCUUUGCGCUCGGCGUGUGCAACGGCUGCCAGAUGCUCACCCGCAUCAAGGAGCUCAUCCCCGGCGCGCAGGACUGGCCCAACUUUGUCGACAACACCAGCCAGCAGUUCGAGGCCCGCUACAGCAUGGUCAAGGUGCAGGUCGACAAGUCCAAGCCCUCCAUCUUCUUCCACGGCAUGAACGGCUCCGAGCUCCCCAUCGUCGUGUCCCACGGCGAGGGCCGCGCCAAGUUCGGCUCGCCAAACUCUCUGCAGACGCUCACCGAGUCCGGCAUGGUGCCGCUGCGGUACGUCGACAACCGUGGUAACGUCACGGAGCAGUACCCGUAUAACCCCAACGGCAGCCCGAUGGGUGUCGCCGGUGUGGCCAGUCCCGAUGGUCGUGUUGUUGCCAUGAUGCCUCAUCCUGAACGUACCAUCAUGGCUGACAUUACGAGCUACGCUCCUCCUGAGGAUAUCGAAGAAUGGGGCGAAUUCGGUCCCUGGCUGAGAAUGUUCCGCAGUGCCCGCAGAUGGGUCGGCUAG
Messenger RNA from Trichoderma breve, 4029 nucleotides. Its product is annotated as cobB/CobQ-like glutamine amidotransferase domain-containing protein. The record is from RefSeq and is a predicted model, not a curated record. Lineage: Eukaryota; Fungi; Ascomycota; Sordariomycetes; Hypocreales; Hypocreaceae. Gene Ontology annotation, biological process: 'de novo' IMP biosynthetic process. Gene Ontology annotation, molecular function: phosphoribosylformylglycinamidine synthase activity. The coding region runs from base 1 to 4029 and encodes 1342 amino acids. The transcript is spliced from 7 exons.